AUGGAAGAUGUCUUGGAGGAACUUCUACAGGAAGAAAUACUGGAUGAAACUGAUCAGCAUGUUGAAAUCCACAACAAAAUUAGAGUCAAGUUUCUAUCUUCAACAAGAUCAUCAUCUGCUUCUAAUGGACUGGCUUCAGUCUCGCAACUUUAUUGGAGUACUCCUGCAACGUCUCCUUCUUCAUACUAUCAUACUCCCAUAAUCAGCUCACCGAUCCCUUCUUAUAUUCCGUCCCCAUAUACUCAAAAACUGUAUUCUUCUCCCGCAAAGCCAAGUUUGAGUUUUUCAAGAUCUAUAGGUUCUAUUCGCAGCUCAUUACCAUCUCAUCAGGUAUAUAUUUACAACAGAAGAUAA
Molecule: messenger RNA, 354 nt
Organism: Fraxinus pennsylvanica
Lineage: Eukaryota; Viridiplantae; Streptophyta; Magnoliopsida; Lamiales; Oleaceae
Source: the annotation of a GenBank genome assembly